Messenger RNA from Drosophila rhopaloa, 420 nucleotides. RefSeq lists its product as uncharacterized. Gene Ontology annotation, molecular function: dynein intermediate chain binding. NCBI's taxonomy places the organism in Eukaryota, Metazoa, Arthropoda, Insecta, Diptera, Drosophilidae. Gene Ontology annotation, biological process: microtubule-based movement. The record is from RefSeq and is a predicted model, not a curated record. Gene Ontology annotation, cellular component: cytoplasmic dynein complex; cytoplasm; centrosome. The coding region runs from base 62 to 400 and encodes 112 amino acids. The transcript is spliced from 2 exons.
AAGCCUAGUUAUUAAGGACUACUUUCAAACGGGAAAUAGAACUAAAUUUUACCAAAAUCAAAUGUUUUUGGAUACUCAAAAAAGGCCGCCUCGAACCCUGCGCUAUGUGGAAAAAGCAUUCAAAGAGGUCAAAUCAAGGAAAAAUGUCCGAGAUGUAGUGAUUCUUAACGACAGGGGUAACCCGGUAAAGAGUACGAUGGAUCAAGACGAUGCCGUGCAACUCGCCGGACUUUUCCAGGCCAUUCGAGGACGACUGGAGCGUGGGAUGAGCAAAAUAGAUCCCACAGAUGAAUUGCUGAUGCUGAGAGUGCGCACAAAAACGAAUGAAGUUAUUCUGGUUCCCGACUCCAAAAUAACAGUUCUUGUUGUGCAGAAUGCCCAUGACAACUUUGAAAAAUAAAGUAAUCCAAUGUAGUGUAC